Messenger RNA from Euleptes europaea (tarantolino), 1182 nucleotides. It is a transcript of the gene PLEKHA3, whose product is annotated as pleckstrin homology domain containing A3. The transcript is spliced from 8 exons. Gene Ontology annotation, cellular component: trans-Golgi network; recycling endosome; early endosome. The record is from RefSeq and is a predicted model, not a curated record. Bases 90 to 989 code for a protein of 299 amino acids. NCBI's taxonomy places the organism in Eukaryota, Metazoa, Chordata, Lepidosauria, Squamata, Sphaerodactylidae. Gene Ontology annotation, biological process: receptor recycling; endosome organization; retrograde transport, endosome to Golgi.
GGCGACGCGAGGAGACCCACUUGCUUCUGCUGCUCUUCCCCCCGGAGGAGGGAGAGACCAGGAUGCUGCGCCAGCCGCCGUUUUGAACUAUGGAAGGAGUUCUGUUCAAGUGGACCAAUUAUAUCACGGGUUGGCAGCCUCGCUGGUUUGUUCUAGAUAAUGGGAUAUUGUCUUACUAUGAUUCGCAGGAUGACGUUUGCAAGGGCAGUAAAGGAAGCAUAAAGAUGGCAGUGUGUGAAAUCAAAGUUCAUCCAACAGACAGCACAAGAAUGGAGUUAAUAAUCCCCGGGGAACAGCAUUUCUACAUGAAAGCCGUCAAUGCGGCCGAACGGCAGAGGUGGCUGGUUGCGCUGGGAAGCUCGAAAGCUUGUUUGGCAGACUCCAGAACAAAGAAAGAAAAAGAAAUUAAUGAAACCAAUGAAUCUCUGAAAACCAAAAUGUCUGAACUUCGCCUCUACUGUGACCUCUUAAUGCAGCAAGUACAUACAAUACAAGAGUAUGUUCACCAUGAUGAGAGUCACUCAUCACCAAGCAUUGAGAAUAUGAAUGAAGCUUCAUCCUUGCUCAGUGCCACCUGCGACACCUUUAUCACGACACUGGAAGAAUGUGUGAAAAUAGCCAACGCCAAGUUUAAGCCGGAGAUGUUCCAGUUGCCUCACCCGGAUCCCCUCGUCUCUCCCGUGUCUCCUUCACCUGUACAAAUGAUGAAACGUUCUGUUAGCCACCCAGGUACUUAUAAUACAGAGAGGGGCAGUCACUCAACAAAAGAAUCGAACUCUUCAUCCCACCGAUUAUCACACCGUUGCCGAAGAACGUUGUCAGAUACAGAGCCUUUUAUAGAUACUCACCAUGAAGAUACAGACCGACAUCCCUACUGUCCCAGAGGUACUCUCAAUGGAGAUUUGCUUCCUCCAGCCAUUCCUGAAGGAACUUCAGCAGUGUCUAAGAAACAAUCCAGACUUGAAGAGACUCUUCCACCAACUUCCUGAGGAAAAGAGAAGGAUCAACUUUCUAUAAGUAAUGCUAUGCAAAAGCUGCUGUGAUUCUACUAUCGUAGGGAGUAGUUAGUUCCCCGUCUGAAGGAUUUCUCUGCACUUUAUAGAAUAAUGUAAAAAAAAAACAAAUUAAUUUUGAAGUGUAUUUUAUCUUUCUAUAGUUUAUUUGCAAGAGUAUUUUCCUAAA